AUGACCAGCAAUGAGCCACAAACCACCCUCGUUGACAAGACCGCGGAUGGCAUUACCACCAUUACUAUCAAUCGAUCACACCGACGCAACGCCAUCGAUGGACCCACUGCCAAAGCAUUGACGGACGCUUUGCUUGAAUUUGAGAAUGACCCGAGUCAGAAAGUCUGCAUCCUCUAUGGUGCGCAUGGUACCUUUUGCUCGGGUUUCGAUCUUCACGAGGUCGCCAAGUAUGGCGAUGCAAAAGCCGAGUACAAAGGUCCCAUCAUUGAUCCUCAGCAUCAUGUUAAUGGCCGUAAUAUUGGUCCUAUUGGCCCAUCCAGGAUGCAGAUUAAAAAGCCCAUUAUCAGUGCAGUCUCUGGAUACGCUGUCGCUGGUGGCUUGGAGCUAUCUCUAAUCGGCGAUAUCCGAGUCGCGGAAGAAGAUGCUAUUUUUGGUGUUUUUUGUCGGAGGUUUGGUGUACCCUUGAUCGAUGGCGGAACAGUCCGCCUCCAAGCAAUUAUCGGGUUAGGAAGGGCUCUGGAUAUGAUUCUCACUGGUCGCGGUGUCGCAGCUCACGAGGCACUACAGAUGGGACUGGCUAACCGUGUCGUUCCGAGGGGACAGGCCUUGGCCGAGGCGACAAAGAUUGCGAAGCAGCUUCUGACGUUCCCCCAGAGUUGCAUGAACGCUGACCGUACAAACUGUUACUAUUCUGCUUAUAAUGCAAAGUCCUUUGAGGAUGCUCUCAGCAAUGAGUUCGAGAACGGUGUGCGAAUCAUCGCCAAGGAGAGCAUCACAGGAGCUGCCGAAUUUAGUCGGGGUAUAGGCCGUCACGGGGAAAUUGUAACCUCUAGGUUCUAA
Messenger RNA from Beauveria bassiana ARSEF 2860, 840 nucleotides. Its product is annotated as enoyl-CoA hydratase/isomerase family protein. Lineage: Eukaryota; Fungi; Ascomycota; Sordariomycetes; Hypocreales; Cordycipitaceae. The transcript has a single exon. The record is from RefSeq and is a predicted model, not a curated record. The coding region runs from base 1 to 840 and encodes 279 amino acids.